Protopterus annectens (West African lungfish) is the source of this 1950-nucleotide messenger RNA. RefSeq names its product tetratricopeptide repeat domain 23 like (gene TTC23L). The transcript is spliced from 12 exons. The record is from RefSeq and is a predicted model, not a curated record. The coding region runs from base 104 to 1471 and encodes 455 amino acids. Lineage: Eukaryota; Metazoa; Chordata; Ceratodontiformes; Protopteridae. Gene Ontology annotation, molecular function: protein binding.
UUAUGGCCUAGAAAUUCCACGUGACCACAGCUUGUCGUAACCAGGGCAACGCUUACUGGAAUCCCGGAAAUAACACAAGAAAUACGCGUAACAACAUAACUGCAUGGAGAAUAUGAUGAAGCAGAGUAUUCCAAUUCACAUUCCCACAGAUUCCUGGGAUUCAAAGCAACCUGAAAGAACACGCUUAUGGGUAGAUGAAAUCAAUAGUCAAAGUAGUACUUCAAGAGAUGAAACAUCAGAAAGUCUCAGUGCUCCAGAAGAAGGUGAAGAACAAAGUGAAGAAGAAACUGAAGAAGAAAAUGUUCAAAUGAGGAAAAAUACAUGUACAGAAGACAUUACUGCAGUACCAGCAAAGAAAUUACUACUGGCUCGGGCAAUGGCAGAUAAACUAAUGCAAGAAAAACAGGUAACUGGAGCCAUCAGGGAGUUAAUUCGCUGUGUUGUUCUUGCUAGAAUUACCUAUGGAGAUGGUCACUGGCGGCUUGCACAAUCCCAUGCAAAUCUUGCUUAUGGGUAUUUGCAGCUUAAAGAGCUUCCUUUGCAAGCAAAGCAACAUGCUGAAUCUGCCAAAAAUAUUAUGCUGACCAGAACACACAAACCAGAUUCCGCCAAAGAAAAGAAAGAAAUUCUGGAAACUCUCUUGACUCUCUUUUAUACUUUGGGAGCGGCAAAUCUAAUACUGAAUACUGCAGAAGAUUGUUAUCAGAAUCUACAGAAAGCUGAGAAAAUCAUGGAGGAUAUGCAAAGAAUGUGCAAGACAAAAAAUGAGGAAGCAUGCGUCUCUGAGAAGCAACUUACAAAUGCACUGGGCAGAGCCUGUCUCCUGCAGAACAAUCCAGUACUGGCACGUGAAUACUUUAACAAGACUGCUGCCCUUGUAGCUGCAAAAGAGGGAGACUGUACUGAAGAACUAAUCAGCAUCUACCAUGAUAUGGCAAAAGCUGAACAAAUGAGAGGAAAGCAUGACAAAUCAAUUGAACAUUUAUUACAGGCACACUCAGUUGCUGUGGCUUUGUACACCAAACUCAGUGUAGAAGCAGCUCAGACAGCUCUACAGCUUGCAAAAGGCUAUGCUGCUCCUGGAAGGGUCCAAUAUUUCCAGCCUGCUGAAAUGUACUUUCAAGACAGCAUUAAUGCAUAUCAGACAGCCUUGGGUGCAGACUCUCCGCAGUAUUUCAGUGCAGUGGAUGAUUUCAGCAUCUGGCUCAUACAGACAGGAAACAAAGAGGAAGCUUUUGAUUACCUAAAAAAAUCACUGAAGACUAGACUAGAAGUAUUUGGUGAUUUCAGUGAAAAUGUGGCAGAAACCUAUUACAAACUAGGUAGUAUUUCCAUGGCUGAUGGAGAUGUGAAAAAGGCAUCCAAGUUUCUUAAAAAGUGUGUCAUGAUUCAAAAUGUUGUCUAUGGAGCUCAGCAUAAGAAAACCAGACAAACACAGCAGUUCGUUGACAAGCUACAGAAGAAUGAUUAACCUAUGAAGAAGAUGGAGUUCAUGAGUGAUUACCAGUGAUGCUAUGACCAGCCUUUCUAGUGAAACAACAUGGUUUUCAAAAUGUAAUAAAGAAAUUACAGUCAAUUAGUUAAGCAUUAUCUUUGUUACUAGGUAUACUUUAAUAGUUUUCAAAUUCAUAUAUAGUGAGAUUUAUUUUAAGAAUAUUAAUGGUGUUAGGUAUAACCCCAUCGCUGAAUACUCUUGUAGUACAGAGGGUAUAAUUUAUGUGUUAAAGUAUCCCUGUAAUCUUCUUUAUAUUGGUGAAAGUAAAAUAAUUUUCAGAGUAAGAUUGUAGGAGCACUUGAGGGAUAUUAGAAAUAAUAAAUGUGAAAGUCCUUUAGCAGUCCAUUUUAAUUCAGUUCAUGGAGGGGUAGUUAAUAAUUUAAAAGGCUGUAUUUUAAACCAGGUUACAGUGUACAAUAGUUUUCUUUUAAAAAAUAAAUUGUUAUUUAAGGAAA